AUGUUUAAACUGCAGAGAUUUCUACAAUGGCUUUUUGUCAUCAUCCCAUUCCAGCAAGCAAAAUGCCUUUCAUUCUUUAGACCUGAGGAUUUUCUAGUUCCAGAACUUCAAGCAACAGAAGAAGAAAAAAGCAAAUUAGAGUCUGGUUUGACAAAUGGAGAGGAGCCUAUGGACCAGGAUUUAUCAGAUGUUCCUACCAAAUGUAUUUCUGCAACAGAAUCCAUGGAAAUUAAAGCCAGAGUUACUUAUAUUGACUAUGAAGGACGUUCAGAUGGGGACUCAAUUAAAAAAAUUAUUAACCAAAUGAAACCAAGACAACUGGUCAUUGUCCAUGGACCACCUGAGGCCAGUCAGGACCUUGCAGAAUGUUGCAGAGCUUUUGGUGGAAAAGAUAUUAAAGUUUACAUGCCCAAACUUCAUGAAACUGUAGAUGCUACAAGUGAAACUCACAUUUACCAGGUCAGGUUGAAAGACUCUCUUGUCAGCUCUCUUCAGUUCUGUAAAGCCAAGGAUGCGGAGUUGGCUUGGAUAGAUGGUGUUCUGGACAUGAGGGUUUCAAAAGUGGAUACUGGAGUUAUUUUGGAAGAGGGAGAGUUGAGGGAAGAUGAAGACUUAGAGAUGCAAGUGGAUGUGCCUUCUUCAGACUCGAGUGUGAUUGCACAACAGAAGGCCAUGAAAAGCCUCUUUGGUGAUGAUGACAAGGAGAUGUGUGAGGAGAGUGAGAUCAUUCCUACUUUGGAACCUCUGCCACCUCAUGAGGUUCUUGGACAUCAGUCUGUGUUUAUGAAUGAGCCAAGACUGUCUGACUUCAAGCAGGUUCUCUUGCGGGAAGGUAUACAAGCUGAAUUUGUUGGAGGAGUGCUUGUGUGCAACAACCUGGUGGCUGUCCGCAGGACUGAAACAGGGCGUAUUGGAUUGGAAGGCUGCCUCUGCCAGGACUUCUUUAGGAUAAGAGACCUUUUAUAUGAGCAGUAUGCUAUUGUCUAAGAAAAGUGCUGCAAAGGUGUUCUCACUUGAACUUUUACAGACAAUGGAGGUUUCUCCCAGUUCCGACUUUUUGUAGUUUUCUAAUUUAUACAGGGAAGCCUAAUUCAUAAAGAACAGGUAGCAGUCAUGAACAUGUAAGUAACUGCUACUGUUGUUCAUAAAUCUGUUGGUACAUUCCAUGUAGUUGAUUCUUACACUGUUACAACUUGGCAUCUCCCACAUAACACAUUAUAAAUGAGUUAUGACUAUAAACACUUCUCAGGAAAGAUUCAGUUUGUCAGGGCAUGUUUUGGUUUCACAGAUUUCCCGUCAAAGAGUACAAAACAUGUAAAAGUCAUUCUUUUGUUCUAAAAUAAGAUGGGAUAAAGAACUUUGCUUUCUUUGGUUUUGUUCGUUUCGGUUUCUGAAACAGUUAUUUUUGGUUUCAGUUGCUUGGGAUUUUUUUAGUAAAUUUGAUUUCGGGAACAGUCUCAAAUAUUUUCCUCUUUUUCUUUUAAAUUGAGGUUAGUUGAAGUACAUUAUUAACAGUCCACUUAAAGCUAGACUGCCUGAAGUUUCCUCAGUGUUAAUCUGUGGCUGCGUUUUAAUGCUGUGUCUGUUCCAUCUUACUGAUUUGUUCUGAAACAGCACUUCAUAUUCUAACCUGCAGGAUAAAAAAAUUACUUGGCAAUUACCCUAAGAAGAUGGGAUGAUAUUUUCAGGCAGUUUAAAAUUCAGUAAUUAUGCUUUAGAGUAACUUCUGCACAAACUUACAGAAUUUGUAACUCCUAGCUCUUGCAAAAUUAUUCCAAUUGUAAAACCUUUCCUGAGUUCUGAUUUUAAUACUUUUCAAAGUCUAAAGCCUUUAUCUAGGCACUGCUGUUUGUUCAGAGUGCUAUGAGCCAAGUUCAGUAAGAUCUUUUCUCUAGAAAUCUGAGUUCACAUGAUGUAUUUAAUGAUUUUGUGCCAUGUUCAGUUCUAGCUGACAGUGAGACUUACUGUAGCUGCUGAUGCUAUGAAUUUACCUUACUACUGGGUAAGGAUAAACACAGUUUUGAGUUCAUUAAUUUCUCAGAAAUUAACUUAUGAAAACAAAUGGCCUCUUGAGUUUAAGUUUAUUUAAUCAUUUUCUCCCCUGUCCAUGUGUGAAACACCAGCUUUGGCAGUGGGGGGUUGUUUGCUUUUUACAUAAAACAGCAAUGUAAUAUAUGCUCUUUGUGUGUAUGCUUAAAUAAAAGCUUUUGAAAAAGUGGCAAAAAUAGCCCUGUGGGCUGUCAAUGGAAAGAUAAUUUACUUUGCAAUUCAUUCUCAACAAAAAUUUUCUAUCUGAAAAUAAAUAAUAAAUAAUAAUAAAAUAGUAGCUCAAAAGUGAAGACUCUAUUAAACAUUUGAUAAAACUAUAUACUAGAAAUGUAAAAAACUUGAAAAUAUAAUACUGAGAAUGUAUUUUCUUACACAAAAUCUAGGGAUGACUAGAUAGCUGAAUGUUGUGGGAUUUUUUCUUAACAGUCUAGAAAAAUGUGUUUCCCUUAUACUGACAACCAGAACUCCAUAGAAAUUCCCUGGUUUUGUAGCAGUGUAAUGUAAAUCUAUAUGAUGCUGCAUACUUGUUGCUGAAUACUAUUGUAUUACAACUGUUGCUGAUUCUAGUGAACUUUUAUAAAGUGAGUUACUUGUACAUAAUCAUAUUGGCCUUAGGACUUUUACCUUGAGGGUUUAUGAUGAGAAGGGAUCACAUUCACCUGCAUGGAAUAUACUAAUAAAGAAAAAACCCCUUAGGAAGUCAAAGUAGUGUUGUUUUUUAAAAAAGGAUAAAGACAACACUGUCUGAUCAUAAACCUUUCUGUCAGUUUUGUUUUUCUAACCAAUUGAUAGAAAUUCAGCGAAGAUCACAGACUUUUAGUGUUAUCAGUCACUAAAUUCUAGUGUGUGCUGACAGAGAAUCCCAAAUAGUGCCAUCACUGAGGAGAAGGCUCACAUGUAAGCAAAACAGCUGACUUCUUAUUUUAAUCUAUUCAGCAUGUGUUUGGCUGAAGUGUGAAAUCAGACCUAGAAAGCUGACAUGCAAGUUUCACUCCCAGCUGAGUGCUGGGGCUGGAGUUGUGGAGUCUGCAGAAAGUGUAUCACAGGCUGCACUGGUGCUGUGGGGUAGGUGUGCCCCUCAGCUGGGCACUCAGUGCUUGUAAAGCAAUGUGCUCCUGAAGCCAAUGCCAUUUCAUUUUCCCUAUUCUGCUGUCAGUUCCCUGAUACAUUCUUAACUAUGAUUUGCUUUAGAUAGUAAUUGAACUUCUCUGUAUAAGUUUCAGAGUUACUAGUCUGGUUCUUGUUUUUAUCUGAGCUAAAAGAUUAAUUGCCCCUUACAUUCACAAAAUGUCAGUACUGCCAUGAUCUGUAAGUUGUAUUUUCGGGCUUCUACCUUUUCUUCAUUAGCAGUAAAAAUGUAACAAAGAGUAACAUUUCUUAUUUUGUGCUAUGUUGCUCCUGAAGGUAAGAAUAUUAGCUUCAAACCUAGUUUUGGUAUUCACCAGUUAAAAAUAUUUCCUUCCAGAGCUCCUGGAUAGUUCAGAUUCCUCAGAUAAGAAGAGCCAAGGGUAUGUGGAAACUUGCCUUAUUCCAUUCCCAAAGUCUAUAGUACUUGUGGGAAAAUCCUAGCUUUUGUAGUCUUGUUCUUCCUGUACCUACGUAGUAGAAUGCAAAGACACAUUUUAAAAGAUUAAAGGAAUGAAGAAGCAGAACUCUUGUAAUAAAAAAAAAAUAAUUCUAGCAUUAAUUAUUAUGCUGUUCCUAUUUUCAAAACAUAGCUUUACCAUGAGUAAAAUAACAUUGUUUGUAACAGUUUCAUUUUUCAUUGUUUUUCUUUGACAAUAUGGGUUGUAAGCAAAGCAAAGCUGAAAGUCUCCUCCAUCCUUCAACAAUAUUUAGAUUUAACCAGAUCCACUUCUCAAAAUACACCAUUAAUGGAAAGGUAGGAUGCCCAGGAUUCUGUCAGAGUAACAGUCUUGUGAGAACAUUUGAGAUCUACUUGCUGCUACAACUUGCUUGGAAGUGUAGGAAUUUUCCCAUAUCUCUGCUAGCUUUUAAUUGUAGUCAAAUGCUCUUCAUUAGGAAUUAACAAGCAGAGACAUGCUCCCUCCCCACCUUUCAAUCUAAAUAAUUGUUAUAGAUGGCUGUACCAUAAAAUACUUGUUUUGUACAGAAUCAAGAUUUAUUUGAUAAGGCAUGACAUUAAUAUUUAUUAGUAUUAGUACUUCAGGUAGGAAAGGGGAGUGUAUUGCCUGGGGAAAACACUUAAACUGGUUCUGGACAGGGUUGAUUUUUGCAGCAGCCAGGAGGGUCAUUGCCAGGACCCAGAGGCAACUCCAUGCCACCUUAGGUCAUUUUCCAAGAACAGGGAAGGGGUCCCUUCUUGGCAGUGGUUGGGUAUUGUGGUGCUCCCUUUAGUGCAAGAGUGAGCAUUCACAUGGGAAUUGCUCACUUCCCUUGUACACUUUUGUUAUUAAUGUUGUUGCUGUUACUGUUCAUUUUCUUAUUUCAUUGCUGUUUCUGGUAAAUUGUUCUUAUCUCAGUUCAUGAUCUUCACUUUUUGUGACUCUAAUUCUUCUCUUCAGCCCAGAGAGGGGAAGGGAGGAGUGAACAAGUGGGCACAUGGUUUGGGGUGUUUUGGUGGGAGCACUAAAUGGGAGAAUACCAUUCCUAAACUGCAAAAACUACUAAAAGUUUGAGUCUUUGUCAAAAGUAGUCUUACUGUAAGGAUCUGAAUGUUGCAUGAUAUUCUGUUUCAUGGCUUUUAGAGAUGUUUUCAUAAUUUUGAAAAGGAAGUGCUGGGGAAGAUGAUCUCACAGUCAAAUCUGAUAAAAACAUGCAUCUAGUAAACAGAAUUGUAGUUCUUGGUCUGAAAACUGUGUAAGUAACCAAUGGUAGUUCAAAAUGGAAUAAUGAAACUAGGUGAAAAGAAUCUAUAAAAUUGCCCACUGACAUUUAUUUUUAAAAGUACUUUAAACAGUAUUAAGUCUUACCUUCUCUUGAGACACUUUUUGAUUGGGUAAGAGAUAUCAUACAAAGAUCAAAAUUUCAUAGAAUGACAGAAUGGGUUGGUUUGGAAGGGGCCUUCAAGAUCACCUGGUUUCAGUGCUCUGCCAUGGGCACCUUUCACUAGACCAGGUUACUUAAGAAUAACCUGGCCCUGAGCCCUUCCAGAGAUGAACCACUGACAAUUUCUCUGAGCAACUUCUGCUAGUAUGUGACCCCCACCCAUUGUGAAGAAUUUCUUCCUUGUACCUAAUAUAAGCCUGCUCUCUUUCAGUUUAGAGCCAUUUCCCCUUGUCCUAGCACUACAUGCCCUCAUAAGAUCUCUCUCCAGCUAGUUACUGCAGACCUGUUAGGGGUGAAAAUGAGCCAAGACACAGACUCUUAUUCAAGAAUGUGGAAAGGGUCCCAGUUUAGUCUUCUUUAUAGAUUAGCCAUCCUGACUUUGACUACAGCAAGCUCCUACUGUAGGGUCCAACUGCAGACUCCAACUGUUGGCUAUUUCCUGCUGGACUGUAACUGCAAGUAUUGGUUUGCAGACUCUAGACACAGCUUUCACCCAACUCAGCUAUGACUGUAGGUUCUAACUCCAUCAGUCUGACUGUAUCCAGGCUGACUUCAUAGCAGAUCUUUUACUGCAGCAACUCUCUUCCUUGUUUCAUUCUUUGUAUCUUUCUGAUCUUUCCUUCUUUCUUCAGGGCUCCUCUACCUCCUCAAGAUCUUCUUUCUCUAGACCUUCUGCCUCCAAGAUCCUGCUAACUAUCCAACCCACCCCUUUUAUCACACUUAUCUUUAUUAGUCACAGCUGUGACCCAUUAAGGGCAAGGCUGUUGCUCUUCUUUGGUAAUUAGUACAGCUGUGACUUAUGGGCGCAAGGUCACCUGUACACAUACACAAGGUCUUCUACAUCUACACAGCUUUCCUGUAGUAGUCCUUUAAGUACUGUAAUGUGCUCUUAGGUUUCCCCAGAGCUCUCUCUUUUCCAGGCUAGACCACCCCAGCUUUCUUGGCCUGCCUUUAUGGGAGAGGUGCUCCCGUCCCCUGACCAUGUUCAUGGCCAUCCUCUGCAGUUGCUGCAACAGAUCCAUGUCCUUCCUGUGCUGCGGACCCCAGAGCUGGAUGUAGUGUUACAGGUGGGGUCUCACCAGAGUGAAGUAGAGGGCAGGUCCUCUCCCUCACUCAGCUGCCCAAGCUGCUUUGUAUGCAGUCCAGGGUUCUGGGCUGCAAGACAACAUUGCCAGAUCAUGCCCAUCCUGCACCACCAGCAUUUAUUUUGGGAGUCAUGUUGCAUGACUUGUUUAGAGCAAGUACAGAAGAGGGUGGUUACCCAGAGUUGAAGUGAGCAGUAAUCAUCUUUUUAAGAAUUUUUUUUUAUUUCCAGUUAAGUUGAAAUCUUCCAUGAUAAGAACACAAGCUUUUAUAGAAAUGUGUUUCCAUGAAAGGUACUGGAAGUGCAAAUAUUUCAUUGAAUGAUUUGGAUGAUCUAAAAUGGCAUGAUAAGCAGUAUGUAUUAUGAACUGUUAAUGUACAUCACACUGCUUGACCAGUAUUAACCAAGGGAUGAAAGAGCUUGUUGUUUCAGACCAACAUUAACUGUAUUAAUAAAAUUCUUAAUUCUGU
Messenger RNA from Oenanthe melanoleuca, 6612 nucleotides. It is a transcript of the gene CPSF2, whose product is annotated as cleavage and polyadenylation specific factor 2. Lineage: Eukaryota; Metazoa; Chordata; Aves; Passeriformes; Muscicapidae. The transcript has 6 exons. Gene Ontology annotation, molecular function: RNA binding. The record is from RefSeq and is a predicted model, not a curated record. The coding region runs from base 1 to 987 and encodes 328 amino acids. Gene Ontology annotation, cellular component: mRNA cleavage and polyadenylation specificity factor complex. Gene Ontology annotation, biological process: mRNA 3'-end processing by stem-loop binding and cleavage.